This is a messenger RNA of Colletotrichum chrysophilum, 1476 nucleotides long. It is a transcript of the gene PDH1, whose product is annotated as ATP-binding cassette transporter CGR1. Lineage: Eukaryota; Fungi; Ascomycota; Sordariomycetes; Glomerellales; Glomerellaceae. Gene Ontology annotation, molecular function: 2-methylcitrate dehydratase activity; 2 iron, 2 sulfur cluster binding. Gene Ontology annotation, cellular component: mitochondrion. The coding region runs from base 1 to 1476 and encodes 491 amino acids. The record is from RefSeq and is a predicted model, not a curated record. The transcript is spliced from 3 exons.
AUGGCCGAGUCACGAGAGUACGACCCCGAGAUCAAGGACAUUGCUUCCUACGUCCAAAACUACAAAGUCGACUCCGACCUUGCUUUCGACACAGCACGAUGGGUUUUCCUCGACACUCUGGGCUGCGGUCUUGAGGGCCUGCGCUUCAAGGAGUGCGCCAAGUUGCUGGGACCUAUCGUCCCUGGCACCGUCGUCCCCAAUGGCCCCAAGGUCCCUGGAACAGACUUCCAGCUGGACCCCGUCAACGCUGCUUUCAACAUUGGUGCCAUGAUCCGCUGGCUCGACUACAACGACUGCUGGCUUGCUGCUGAAUGGGGUCACCCCUCAGACAAUUUGGGUGCCAUCCUCGCCGUUGCCGAUUGGAUCACCCGUACCAACAAGGCUGGCGGUAACAUUGCUGGCGGCAAGCAGUUCACCAUCCGUGAUGUUCUCGAGGGCAUGAUCAAGGCCCACGAGAUUCAAGGCUGCCUGGCCCUGCUGAACUCGUACAACAGGGUCGGUCUGGACCAUGUUGUCCUCGUCAAGGUUGCCAGCACUGCUGUUGUCUCCAAGAUGCUCGGCCUCAACGAGAAGCAGAUCGCCGACGCCGUCACCCAGGCCUGGGUUGACGGUCAGAGCUUGAGAACUUACCGCCACUCUCCCAACACCAUGUCCCGCAAGUCCUGGGCUGCCGGUGAUGCUUGCCAGCGUGCCGUCAACCUGGCCCUCAAGGUCAUGAAGGGCGAGCAAGGCAUCCCCACUGUCCUCUCUGCCCCCGUCUGGGGUUUCUACGAUGUCCUCUUCAAGGGCAACAAGUUUGAGUUCCAGCGCCCGUACGGCAGCUAUGUCAUGGAGAACGUCCUCUUCAAGGUGUCCUACCCUGCCGAGUUCCACUCCCAGACUGCUGUUGAGGCGUCAUCCAAGAUCCACCAAAAGCUUAAGUCGAUGGGCAAGUCCGCCGCCGACAUCAAGGGCGUCACCUGCCGCACACACGAGGCCUGCAUCCGCAUUAUCGACAAGCAGUUCAAGCCCAUGGACAACUUCGCCGACCGUGACCACUGCAUCCAGUACAUGGCCUCUGUCAUGCUCGUCUUUGGCCGUCUCGAGGCUACCGACUACGUCGACGGCAGCGAGGCCGCGACAUCCCCCCUCGUCGAGUCUCUGCGCCAGAAGAUCAAGUGUGUCGAAGACCCGCAGUACACCAAGGACUACCACGACCCCGCUCUCCGCACCAUUUCCAACGCGUUGACGGUCGAGCUGAACGACGGAACCGUGCUCGAGGAGGUUGUCGUCGAGGCGCCUCUCGGACACCGCCUGAGAAGAGAGGAGGCCAAGCCUGAGAUCCUGAAGAAGUACAAGAGACACUUGGAGCCUCACUUCGAUGCUACCAAGGUCAAGCAGCUUGUCGAUCUUGGCUUGGACCCCAAGAAGCUGGAGGCCACUCCUGUGGAUGAGUAUGUUGACCUGUACGUCAACAAGAACAGCAAGUUCGUCUAG